AUGAGCAAGGAGAAUGGGUUUGGGGAGGCCCGAGAAACUCCCUGCUUGGGCGUUAGUCAACCGAUAUCGAAAGCCCUACCAGACGCUCGAGAUUUGCGACUCACUGCGCAGCUUGUAGAAUGUUUGAAGAAUUUCAAUCUGUUCGAAACAGACGAGGAAAUGCAGUCGAGAAUGGAGGUUCUUCGAAAACUCAACUCAUUAGUAAAAAGUUGGGUGCGGAAAGUGUCAGAGUCCAAGCUUCCUGCCGAAAUGUGCGAAAAUGUUGGUGGAAAACUAUUUACUUUUGGAUCUUAUAGAUUAGGAGUACAUACAAGAGGUGCUGAUAUCGAUACACUCUGUGUGGCACCUAGGCAUGUCGAUCGCUCAGACUUCUUCGGUUCUUUCUACGACAUGCUUAAAGCAGAUGACAAAGUUACUGAUCUUCAUGCUGUCGAAGAUGCAUUCGUCCCACUUAUUAAGCUCAAAUACGCGGGCAUUGAGCUGGAUAUCCUUUUUGCAAGAUUAGCAUUGAAGGUAGUUUUUUUUUGCAAUUUACCUCCUGAUUUAUUGACGACAUCAGAUAUUUCGUUGCAUUGUUUCUUCAGUUUGUUUUCGGCCUUAUUAUACGUCAUUCCUCCAAUGUUAUAA
This is a messenger RNA of Cooperia oncophora, 627 nucleotides long. The record is from the annotation of a GenBank genome assembly. Lineage: Eukaryota; Metazoa; Nematoda; Chromadorea; Rhabditida; Trichostrongylidae.